Messenger RNA from Dalotia coriaria, 3055 nucleotides. RefSeq names its product TBC1 domain family member 12-like. The record is from RefSeq and is a predicted model, not a curated record. Bases 341 to 2275 code for a protein of 644 amino acids. Lineage: Eukaryota; Metazoa; Arthropoda; Insecta; Coleoptera; Staphylinidae. The transcript has 4 exons.
AUUUCCGCUGCUGCCACGCAAAUGUAACAUGAUGGCGUAUUGUUAUUGUGUGCUGUCAAAACACCUUGAAUAUUUGUAAAUCCUGUAUUUGUUUUAUAAAUAUGUAAUUUUAAUGUAUUGUUCUGGUGUUAUUUUAAGACUGAAAUGGUCUUAACACGUGGUUUGUUUGGAUUAUGAGAACCCAUCAUUUCCGAAAGCAAGCACAACGUUUCAACGCCUAUCAUUAACACUGAACAAACAGCAAUAUUGCUAAUCUGUUUCUUAAUAUGGGCAUUGCAGGAGGAUAGAAUCUAAACAUUUGCAAUGAAACAUACAGUCUCAAAUAAGAUCUUAUGAUAUUAUGAACUCAACUUCAAUGGUGCACACAAGUAAAUAUGAGAAGAUAUCAACUACCAAUGUAAGGCAAGAUUCAAGAAGUCAGAGUUUACCUCAAGAUUUGGAUGACAGCAUACAGAAGGACAAUGCAAUCUCAGAGAACCUAGACACUCAUGGGCUGUUAGCAAAGAAGGAAUGUCUCACAAUAGUGUCUCAGGAUAGUUGGUUCAAUACAUGGCCUGAGAGAUGUGACAAAAACAAAUUGGCAACCACACCUGACAAUCUUAGUUUGAUAGUGAGUAAUGGUCAACAGAAGGCAGAUGAUUGUGAUACAAACAUGACAAACAUGAAUGGAAAAUUUACUCUUGAUGAAGCCUUGCAAAAUAUUUCACUAGCUUAUAGUCCAGUCACCAAACAGCUUCAUUUUGUGGAGCACAAGUCUCUAAAUCAUGAAAAUCUUGAAGAAACUGAUAAUAAUAAAAAGGCUCUUGUGGAUUUGACUGAUGCAAAGCAUAUAGAUUUACAGGAUACAUCUGAAUUAAGCAAUAACUUUAUAAUUGGCAAAAGUUUGGGACAUAGAAGAAAUGAACCUGGUUCGUAUUCAAGUACAAUUUCAACAUUAAGUGAUCCUUCACCUUCUGGCAGUCUCCUAGAAUCAGAUGACAGGUCUUCAACUAGUGGGUGUGAAUCAGGAGCAACUCAACAGAGGAAAAGUUUUAGCACUUUCUUUAACAAAAAUGUCUUUUCCUGGAAAUCUGCCAUUACAUCACCAUCAAGCACUACAUCUGUUUGGAAAAUAUUUGGAAAAACUUCCGAUACUGCUAGCAGUUCACCACAACAUUCAGUAGUUAGUUCAUCUGCUUUAAUACCAAAUAUGAGACCAUCAAACUUGCCAGCAAAAUCAGAGGAGGAAGAGUUACGUCAUCAGGAAGAAUACAAAGCAAUGUUAGCAGCCGCAAAAAGAAAAGAAGCUUUAUACUCAGUAGCAAAACAAAAACAUCAAAAGAUGCAACUUCAACUAGAAGAACAGCAGGCUCAAUCAACUAAACAUUUCACUCGAAAUGUCUUAACAAACUGGGACAAAACAUACAAUACUCGAAAAACCAGAGACCUAUGGUGGCUCGGAUUGCCUUCAAGCGUUCGUGGUCGAGUCUGGCGUUUCGCGAUUGGUAAUGAUUUGAAUCUAACACAGCAACUAUACGAAAUCUGUUUGUCACGAGCGCAGAGUAGAUUAAACAAUCUCGAUCCCACUCGAAGUGAAUCGGAAAACGAUCAGGAAAGCAGCAUGGACGUAAUCCAAUUAGACAUUUCGCGAACCUUUCCCAGCUUGUGCAUAUUUCAAGAGGGCGGCCCGUAUUCGGAAGUCCUGCAUUCACUACUUGCUGCAUAUGUGUGCUACCGUCCCGAUGUCGGCUACGUCCAAGGCAUGUCAUACAUUGCCGCCAUUUUAAUAUUAAACAUGGAGGAGAUUGACGCCUUUGUGUGUUUUGCGAAUCUGUUAAAUCGACCGUUGCACGUGUCGGCCUUCACUCUCAAUCAGAUUCAAAUGCAAGCGUAUUACAACGCUUACAACGAGAUAUUCAACUACAACUUGCCGAAAUUGUAUAAUCACUUUGAAUGCUCCGGAUUGACGCCUGACUUGUAUCUCUUAGAUUGGAUUUAUACGAUUUUUGCAAAAGCAAUGCCUUUGGAUAUUGCCUGUCGGAUUUGGGAUUUAUUUCUGCGCGAUGGAGAUGAAUUUAUAUUUAGGACAGCUUUAGGUAUUCUUCAUUUAAAUCAAGAGCUUCUCAUGGAAAUGGACUUUCUGCACGGUGCCCAGUUCUUAACACGGUUACCGGAUGAUUUGCCCGUCGAUCAAUUAUUCAAGAGCAUUCAAACAAUCAGCACGAGCAUAGGCAAACAAACUUUUAAUUUAGUUGUGGAAAAGUGUAGUAACGAAAUCAUGUCCGAGUCGCAAUAAUGUCCAUUUGUUAUCAAAAUGUAAAUUGUGUAUUGAUAUUGAACCCAACGAGCAGAUCGUGGUUGCAUACACAUUUUUAAUUUCCGUCCAGAAGAUUAAAAACGGAUCAAAACGUAUCUGACUCGACGCGCGAAAUCGUAACUCGAAUAUUCAUGUCACAGUUGUGUAUCUGUAAUCUCAUCUAUCUAUUGAUUAACAAGUGUUGUAAUGGCUGUGUCCUUAUGGAAUGAUCAACAGUUUGUGAAUAGAUCAACAAACGAAACUAUGUAAAUAUUAUAAUAUAAUAUGAUUGUCUUAGUUACGAGUGUCACUCUUGGAUAUUACAAGACUGCACAUCAAAGAAUAACUUCACGAAUUGAUAUCGAAAUCGAAAUGUGUAUAAGCGAAUCUAAUAUUAAUUAAUUAAUACAUACACCAUUAUUACAAAUGACAAAUGCAAUAUUUAAUAGCAGUAAUACUCACGCAUCUAUAUUAUUUUAACUCAAAUGUCUUUUUUGCGUUAAAGUAUUCAGAGAUAUAUUUAUUUCGAAAUUUAUUAUUAUCUUGUAUACUUUUAUGAAUCUUUACUUAUAUACAAAUUUUCAUAAGGUUCCUAUAAUCACUGAUCAUAUUUACGAUAAAUUUACACAAACUAAUGCAAAACAUUUUACGUAUUAUGAAAGUUCCAAUUGAUUUAGUAACAAUUUAUGAAAAUUUGUUAUAAUAUUUAUGUGAACAAAUUACUAUCCUUAUUUAACAUAUUUAUUGUAAGUAAUACACAAUUAAAUAACGUUAUACUUU